GAAAGCUUAACAGCGUUAUGCGCCACUGAUGGCCAACAGUAAAGCUCCACAAGCGGAUUUUGCACCAGCAUGGCUCAAAAUUCCUAGUGAGAACUCUAAGCCAUCUGGUUCAAAGCAGGCUGAUCAGAGUGAAGACAAGUCAUCCAAGUCCAAUCGCCGCAAUGACUACUACUACAGUGGCUAUCCAGCAUACACCCCUGACUAUGGUUAUCUUCAGAGACAAAGAUCUUUUGAACAUUAUGAAAGUCCCAAGUAUGGCAGCAGUAAAUACCGUACUCACUCAGUAGAAGAUGACUACUAUGGACAGCCCUAUCAGAUGUACGACUUUUACAAUGGAUAUGGCUAUGACAAGUAUGGUGGCCAGUACAACUCACAGCCCAGUCUUCACAGACAGUCCCCCAAGGAGAACAAAUACCAACAUCCUCAUGCCUAUCCCUCUCAGAUGAGUUCAGGCUAUCCAAGCUACUAUGAGCCCUAUUCCUAUGAUGUCUAUGCCUUGGGUGACCCUUAUUUCUACAGCUAUGCAAGACCUCCUUCUCGACGUAGUCACCAAGAGCGUGGUGGAGACAAAGACUACAAGACCAACAAAAAUGCAGGACUGAAGGAGUUGAGUAAAGAGAAAGAGGGGAAAUCUGAAGAGAAAGACAAGGAAGAGCCCAAUGAAGAAGAGCCUAAAGAUUUUAAUGAAGAAUUCCCAUUGCUCAAUGGGGAUGGUAGUGAGCAGUCAGUCAGCAGCAAGUCUGACAAAGCAGCAGGCAAAGGUGGAGUGUGGGACAAGUCGAAUCCAAAGAUCCACACAAAACCAAGCUAUGUACCAAGAGCAGAAAGCAAACCUGCCCAGACUGAGAUGGUCUCAAGUAAGGAACUGGUGAAUAAAGUACAAGGAGCAAACAUCUAUAAAGCUUUAGUUCCCAGCAAG
Messenger RNA from Lingula anatina, 919 nucleotides. RefSeq lists its product as uncharacterized. The record is from RefSeq and is a predicted model, not a curated record. Gene Ontology annotation, biological process: positive regulation of DNA-templated transcription; DNA-templated transcription. NCBI's taxonomy places the organism in Eukaryota, Metazoa, Brachiopoda, Lingulata, Lingulida, Lingulidae. Gene Ontology annotation, molecular function: DNA binding; RNA binding. Gene Ontology annotation, cellular component: nucleus.